AUGAUAAAACUGGAGAUAAUAUUAUUGAUGUGCGUGGUUGCUGCUACCCUUGCAGCUCCCCAGAAGCCUGCAGACCAAGUCAUAGCAAUUCUGAAACAAGAGUUCGACCAACAGGCGGAUGGAUCUUAUGUAUAUAGCUAUGAGACUGAAAACGGCAUAAAAGCAGACGAGACGGGGACCUUGAAGAAAGCGAGCGGCCCUGACAGUAACGACGUGAUAGUGGCCCAAGGAGCGUUCAGUUACACAGCACCAGACGGAACCGUCAUCAAUCUCAAUUAUGUUGCUGACGAUGAAAAUGGGUUCAGGCCUGAGGGCGCUCAUUUACCAACACCACCGCCAAUCCCACCGGCAAUACAGAAGGCUCUAGACUACCUUGCAACUCUACCACCUCCACCACCGUCAAGAGCCUAA
Messenger RNA from Leptosia nina, 411 nucleotides. Lineage: Eukaryota; Metazoa; Arthropoda; Insecta; Lepidoptera; Pieridae. The record is from the annotation of a GenBank genome assembly.